AUGCCGUCUCUUUCCUUCCUUAAGGCGAGGAAUAGUCAACCCACUGAGCUGCAGGAUGAGCCAGCACAUACAAUUCUUGAAGAAGAACCCUUUGAAAGAGCACAAAGCAAGCAAUCAAAGCGCGAAUUCUUGAGGACCCUCAUAAGGAAACCUGGUGUCACAGGAGACGAAAAGUCCUCGAGAUCUAGCCGAUGGCGCAACAAAUCAGUGCAAAAGCCCGAAGCUCUACGAAUUCAACCUGCAUCGCCUGUUCCUCUGCUUUCGCCAACCUCUGAUCCAAACAAACCUUUACCAACGCCUCCAAUACCAGGAUCAACACUUGUUGAGGCCCCAUAUCUCAGCCCAUCUCCAGCGCAAGCUCCUACCAAGAUUACAAAACUUGCGAGAAUUAUCUCCCCCAUCACACAAGCAGACCUUCAUAAACUUUUUUUCGGGGCGCCCCAGUUCUUUGUCCGUUCGGAGGUUCAGCAGACAGGCGCACCGAUACCCUCAGUAGCCUAUCCAUGGAAUACCGAGAAUGAUGUUGCGAACUUUAAGGACUCUGCGCAGAUACAAGAUGAGGCUUGGGGAUCAAUUACCACGUUCCCACACGUGCCAGCAUCAGCCGAGAGGGACCAUAUGGUUAUAGGCAACUACGAGAUGAAACGUACAACACAUUUCCCUUCAAAAUGUCAAGAGCGACCUAAUAUGCUGAGCAUGCAAGGAAUCGAGAGAGGCAGUAUGGGCUUUGUAGCAGCGUUGGAAAUGGCCGUUGCAGAUGAUCUCAAAGAAAUUCCCGAGGAGAACCCGCAUAUUCUUUCUGAACAGCGCAGGAGAUUUUUGAAGAGCAAGCAAGGUGUACGGCCGAUCGCAGACUCAACAUUGGUUGAACGACUUAUAGAUAUUAGUACGAUAUACCAUGGAGAUGCAUCAGGAAAUGAAAGGCCGACACAUGAGCUUUACACGGAGCUUUUCACACAAAUGAUGUUUCCGCCUUCUAGAGUCACUGACGUUGAAGACCCGUACAGCUUACAGGUGCAGAUUGACGCCCUCAUUGAUGUGCUUGCAACACCAAAAGUGUGGUAUGACCUACGGUUUCCAGAUUCGAGAAUGCGUGUAAGCCAGAUUCUAUGGGGACCACGUGCCGAGCCUGAGAGUAACAGCGAAAACGUCAUCAAUAGUGAUAGAGGACAAGCAUCGGGAGGGGAGAAAUACUGGCUCCUUUUGCAGAUAUUGCUUUCUUCUGAGUUAUUACUACGACUCGACAUGCUUUCAGGAAACGCUGUUCAACCUUCAGACUCCAGCGAGAACUCUCGAUUCGACCAGAGUGCUACUCCGAUUGUGAAAUGGUCACUUGUCCUUGCUCGAACUUGGCUCGAAAAUAUGCGUGUGGAAAGAAAAGAUUCGGUAUCCGACACAGGGGUCACAUCGCCUACUGGAUGGUUAGCCACGUUGACAGGAAUCACAAGCAAGGACAUUGCUCACAUUGAGAGUGUAGAAGAUUUGAAAUUCGAUGGCAGGUAUCAAAUACGUCAACUUGCUGGACUUCUGCACUUUGCUCGCAAUUUGGAUUGGCCCAAUAUGGAAAGCUUGAUGGCAAAAGUUGCGACAAACGGAAUCCAGCCUACAAAUAGUGAACGACUAGCAAUGGCAGCCACCGCUCCGGGGCAAACAUGGACCUCGCACUUCUUAACUCGACAGCCAGGCAGUCGACGCGGAGCACCGUACAGGGAUUUAUCGAUAAAGUUACAUCCAGCUGGGUGGCUCUCGAGCUCUUACAUUAGCGGUCUUAUUUUACCGGGUGACAUCCUCGGCCAUUUACUCAUAUCUACCUUGUUGGAAAAUGAUGAGGCGGCGGUAGCUAAGCUUGGAGACCGUGCAAGUCUAUUUGGUGGGUUCGUGUAUGCUGGUCAGAGCUUUUGGAGUACUAGGUCUGUUGUUGGCCGAGUACUUGCGGCUAGGAAAGGGUCUCACGAGAGCAUGGGUUGGAUUUCAUCUGCUGUUGUUCCAAACGGAGUCGGAGAAGGUUGGUUUGACAUUGAAACCGAACCAGCACGAAGUGUAGCAGCUACAACAAAGCCAGGAGCAAAACCACGGCUGUGGCACAAGUCACUUGUAGAGUCAAGUGGAAGUGUAAUAGGCGGAGCAGAUGCCAAAUCUGUUCUUCCGGGGGACUUUGUCCUUCCUUCUGAUGAGUCGAUACCAAGAUCAUUCUCUACUUAUUUUCACUCGAUGAAACUUCUUUCGGCAUCCGAGCCGGACCCAGAAUCUGUCGACGAUGGAUUUUCAUCCCGUUCUAGUAGCAGUGGCCCAGCCCAAACCAAAAACUGCUCUGCCCUCAUGCACUUCACAAUAGAGACCGAUUUUGAGCGAAACAGAGAAAUCAGUCUUGCCCUGCGAUAUGACGUGCGUUUCGUCACUGCUUAUCCCUGUCUGCCUUCACCACAUCUGGAGAUCAUAAGAACACCCACUAGUCCAAAUUUCCAAGAAUCUGAAAAAGGCUCCAUCAGAUCAGCCCUACAUUCAAGCGGGCAUCCUCUCCACAAAGCAUUCACCUACACCCGCGUCUCCAUCCUCAACAUCCUCCUCAGUCCAGCAACAACCUCUUUCUCAACUCUCCUAUCACCCAACCAAUCUCUCGAUCCAUCCCAAUCAAGCACCCACACCACCUCCAGCGGCAUCCGCAAAGUCCUAGUCAUAGACUGUACCGAGACCUCACUCGGCAGAUAUUCAUCUUCCCGCGCCCCAUCGCCAGCAAUCGGCGCAAUGUCGUUCACGCAAAAGCCUUCUUUAGGUAGCGACCUGGAAAUGCUAGCUCGGGCUUUGUGCGCGGAGAGAGGUUGGAAUGCGUUGAUCAGCCGGAGGGGGAGAGGAUGUAUCUCGUGUGCGGUGAGGGAGGCGGGGGCGUUGGGUUGGAGGGUUAUUAUUAGAUUGGCUUGA
This is a messenger RNA of Glarea lozoyensis ATCC 20868, 2919 nucleotides long. RefSeq lists its product as uncharacterized. Bases 1 to 2919 code for a protein of 972 amino acids. The transcript has 4 exons. The record is from RefSeq and is a predicted model, not a curated record. NCBI's taxonomy places the organism in Eukaryota, Fungi, Ascomycota, Leotiomycetes, Helotiales, Helotiaceae.